Messenger RNA from Polyodon spathula (Mississippi paddlefish), 708 nucleotides. Its product is annotated as protein lev-9-like. The record is from RefSeq and is a predicted model, not a curated record. The transcript is spliced from 6 exons. Gene Ontology annotation, cellular component: extracellular region. Bases 91 to 708 code for a protein of 205 amino acids. Gene Ontology annotation, molecular function: peptidase inhibitor activity. NCBI's taxonomy places the organism in Eukaryota, Metazoa, Chordata, Actinopteri, Acipenseriformes, Polyodontidae.
UGUGCCCCCCUCCUUGCCUCUCCCCUGCUCUCUCUCCCUCGCUCACUGUGUCUAUUAUUCUGUGUUAGGUUUGUGAAGCAGACUGACAUUAUGAAGAUGGCACGCAGGUUAAACUUGAUCUUUCUAAUUGUUUUGGGAACAAACAUUUUACAACCAGAAGCCCAAGAGACAGAGCCUUGUCCUGAGAGGGCUGGGCCUUCCGAAAGGGGGCGUGGCUGCCCGAAGGCCUGUCUGCAGGACCAGGACUGUCCAAUCAGGAGGAAGUGUCUCUGUGACGGAGAGUGUGGGUGGAGCUGUGUGACACCAGCUCGCUCCUGCCCUUGGCCCCUCUCCUCUCCUCACUCUGUCUCUCUCCUCCUCUCCCCCUCUCCCUCGUUCUCUGCUCUCAUUGAGGUGAGCUGUCAGGAAGGAUUCAUGAUGGCCGAUGGGCGCCAGGUUCUGAUUCGCCGUUGCCAAGGGGACCGACACUGGAGUGGGGCGGAGCCUUACUGUGUUUCUGUGUCUGAACCGACAGAGACCCCUCCCACUUGCCCCACCCCUGGGCAGAUAGAGAACGGGUUCAACAGCGGGGGCAGAUUCACAGCUGGAGCAACUAUCAACUACACCUGCAGCCCGGGUUUUGAGCUGCAGGGCGUCUCUGAGAAUUACUGCCAAGAAAACCAAACCUGGAAACAUCCUGAGCCGUGUGACGUGGCUGUGUGUGAUUAG